Molecule: messenger RNA, 1760 nt
Organism: Dromaius novaehollandiae (emu)
Lineage: Eukaryota; Metazoa; Chordata; Aves; Casuariiformes; Dromaiidae
Gene: SPDYC
Product: speedy/RINGO cell cycle regulator family member C
Exons: 6
Coding region: 190-1665 (491 amino acids)
Biological process (GO): positive regulation of cyclin-dependent protein serine/threonine kinase activity
Molecular function (GO): protein kinase binding
Source: RefSeq, a predicted model, not a curated record
GGCGGCGUCUCGCUGAACGCACGCGUCUCCCUCCUGCAAGGUCCCGGCUCUAGCGAGCAGGUGCCUUCUCGUCGCCUCUCCUGCCGCGGCUGCUUAAAAACACAGAAAAGCUCCCCGAAUCGCUAACUAGAGGACAGCGCUGAGCUUCCUCCUCUUCUUCUUCCUCCUCCUCCUCCGCCCGUCGUGGCGAUGAAGCACACCCAGAGCGUCUCCUGUCCCCCCUCCGCGGUGAAGCCGGGCGCCGGGAGGCCCCCCCACGGCGGUGCCCAGGGGGCCGGAGCGGGCGGCCGGCCGCUGCUCCCCGAGAGAGAGCCCUCCCCGGCACCGGUGCCCCCCCGGCCGCCCCCCCGCCUCCACCGGGAGGAGCGGGAAGCCUUCUUCGGCCUCCUGGAGGACGACGUGAUACAGGAGUUCCUGUCCAUGGACGUGUGCUACCGGAUUUCGGAUAAGUAUCUUCUGGCGAUGGUGCUGACGUACUUCCAGCGCGCCGGGCUGCCCACCAGCGAGUACACCAGGAUGAACCUCUUCGCCGCCCUGUACCUCGCUAACGACAUGGAGGAGGAUGAGGAGGAGCACAAGUACGAGAUCUUCCCCUGGGCCCUGGGCGCCGGCUGGCGACAGCUCUUCCCCCGCUUCCUCAAGCUGCGCGACGGCUUCUGGGCGCGCAUGAGCUACCGGGCGGCCGUCAGCCGCCACUGCUGCGACGAGGUCAGCCGCCGCGCGGAGCCGCACGGAAAGUCCCGAGGGGAGGAAAUUCCCCAUCGGAAUUACUUUGAGACCCCAAAAUAUAACGAUAACCGUGUGCAAGGUGCGGCUCUGCCUGCGCGGCCGGAAUCCGGGUCGCGGCCGGUGGCAAAUCCAUGUUUUCUCGGCUGGAAGUCAGCGCCUGCUCAUCAAGCUCUGCCGCUUUCUGCCUCAAACGGCGAUUUCCCGGCUCAGGCCCAAAAUUCCCCGAAUCCGGUGGUGAAUCCGGACAUAAAUCCAGAGGAGAAAGCAGUGAAAAGAGGGGCGAUCCUGGCGCCUCCGGCUUUGAGCCGCGGGAUCCCUUCGGCCGUGGGCGGAUCCCUUCGGCCGCCACCGGCUGCACUUCCCCCGGGAGCCCUUAGCGCCGUUCCGGUGACGAAACCCACGGAUUUGGGGAAUUUUCUCUUUUUUUUUCGCCGCAGAUCAUGGCCAAGGAGCCGUCGCACUGGGCCUGGCUGCGGGAGCGGCCCCCCCACCACAGCGGGGCCACCAGGAGCUACGCCAAGGACGACAGGGACUUCCUGCCCCGCGGCCCCGGCGUCACCCCCCCCAGCUGCCCCCUCUGCGCCGGCCGGCUCCCCGCUGAGGAAGAGGAGGAGGAAGAGGAGGAGGAGGAAGACGAGGGUGCCGCGCCGGCCGCCCCGCCGCCCGCCGACCUGCUCAUCCUCCCGCCCAGCGUCGCCCUGCGCCCCGUGGCCGCCUACCGCCUGCGGGCGCCGCGGGAGCCGGAGGCCACGCGCCGGGGCGCCGUCCUGGCCUGGCCUUCCGUGGGAUGACGCCGGAGCGAUGCCGGAGCCGCCGCCGGAGCCGGAUCCGCCUGGUCCUGCUCCUCGGAGACCUGCCUUGGUCUCGCUUCUCUCCGAGCACUUUACGGACUCGCCCCGCUCGCGUGAACGGGCAACGCAAAGCGUCGCAACGUAAUUAUUCCGGUGCCGCGUGUGUGGAAAAGGGGGGGGGAAAGAACGGAUUUGCACGGAAACCACUGGACAACACUAAUAAAAACCUCCGGGAAAAGC